This is a messenger RNA of Triticum turgidum subsp. durum (durum wheat), 1296 nucleotides long. The record is from the annotation of a GenBank genome assembly. Lineage: Eukaryota; Viridiplantae; Streptophyta; Magnoliopsida; Poales; Poaceae.
AUGGGCGCGUCGGGGAAGUGGAUCAAGACGCUGGUCGGGCUCAAGACGGCGGCGGCGGAGAAGGAGAGGCACGCCGGGGGGAAGGGCCGGAAGUGGAGCCGCCUCUGGCGGAGCUCGUCGGGCGGGCAGAGGGGCGCCGCGUCGGCGGCCGCCUCGGAGGUCUCCGAGACGUCCUCCGCCGCCGCCGACGCGCUCAGCUCCGUCGUCGCGGCCGUGGUGCGCGCGCCGCCCAGGGACUUCCGCGUCAUCAGGCAGGAGUGGGCGGCCGUCCGCAUCCAGACCGCCUUCCGCGGCUUCCUGGCCAGGAGGGCGCUGAGGGCGCUGCGGGGCAUCGUGCGGCUGCAGGCGCUGGUGCGCGGCCGCCGCGUGCGCAAGCAGCUGGCCGUCACGGUCAAGUGCAUGCAGGCGCUCGUCAGGGUGCAGGCGCGGGCGAGGGACCGGCGCACGCGGCUGUCGGCUGACGGCCGAGACUCGCAGGAUACGCUCGACGACCACAGCAGCCACGCGGAUCCCGUCAAGGAAGCAGAGACAGGAUGGUGUGAUAGCCAAGGAACUGUCGAUGAUGUCAGAUCAAAGAUACACAUGAGACGUGAGGGCGCAAUCAAGAGAGAAAGGGCAAUUGCGUAUGCUCUUUCUCACCAGCGGAACCCAAACCACAAUGGAAGACCUAGCUCUCCUGCUGUUUCUCUUAAGAAUCAUGGGACUAACAGGAGCAAUCAGUGGAGCUAUUUGGACGGGUGGAUGACAACAAAACCUUGGGAGAGUCGCCUUAUGGAGCAAUCACAUAGCGAACAGACCAACUCACGUUGUUCAGAGAGUAUCGACGAGAUGAACGAAGUCAGCUCAAAACUUUCUGAAGCAAGCUCAGUCAAGAUCAGAAGAAACAAUGUCACAACUAGGGUGUCAGCAAAGCCUCCUUCCGUAAUCGCGGUAUGCGACGAGAGUGCUCCGUCAACAUCUUCAGUCACUCAGAUGACUGGCAACCAUUUCGCGACAUCAGAAAGGAGAUCUGAUUGUGGCCAGGGUGGUGCACCGAGCUAUAUGGGCUUGACCAAAUCAGCCAAGGCAAGGCUGAGUGGUUCUUCUAGCACUCACAAGCCACCACUUCAAAGACAAGGCUCUGCUGACACACACAAUUACAGCAGGGGGGCAUUCUCUUCAAUAGAUGUUCAAAGCACCGCUGGCUCCGAGGUUUCUGUUACCUCAAAGAGGUUGAACGGUUUAACUCUGAAGGGUCGAGGCACUAGAAGAAGCAUGGACAAGGAGAACGAUGAUCAAUCUAAUUCCUUCUUUUAG